AUGGUUUUUGCCUCAUUGGUCGAAUACGCGGUCGUGUCGUAUAUGAACAAGCGAAUUGUGCUUCGCCGAGAGAAACGACGGCGUCAAGCCGAACAACAGCAAAGGAAUGAAGUGCCAAUGUUUAGUAACCCUGUCACGCCUAAACAACAACCCAACAACAACAGCUACGAAAUGGCGAUGAUCUCGCAGAAUUCAACGCCAGCGAAGAGUUACGCGCCGCAUAACCAACUGAUGGAGAUUCCCGUGGAUUGCGAUUGCCGAACGAUACCACUGAUUCAACAUCCUCGACUCGUCGUCGAUGGGGCGCAUACCAUGUGGCCGGCGCCGUUUGGAAAGCCGAAGAAGGUGAGUGUUACGGGGUUCAACUUGCUCUAG
Molecule: messenger RNA, 375 nt
Organism: Cooperia oncophora
Lineage: Eukaryota; Metazoa; Nematoda; Chromadorea; Rhabditida; Trichostrongylidae
Source: the annotation of a GenBank genome assembly